AUGCGGACGAUGGACAAGAUAAUCGAUGCGGCUACGUUCUUAACAGAAAAUCUAUACGGCACCAAUACGCAAGAAUUGCUGUACUACCACCGACAAGUAUUGCAGCUUGCGUUUGACAGUUUGGAGAAAAUUCUGGAAUCACCCGUUUCGCAACAAAUACAACCGUCUCCCUCUCCAAAUCACGGUGAAACUCAUGCAUACCGAAUCACCACAACAAAUGCACAACAUGGACCAUGGACGCGCGAUGUCCCGUCCUCAGUACCUCCUCAACUUCAUCAUCCACAACCACGCUCACCAGCACGUUCUGAAGUCUGCGUGGAGGCGAGCUUUGUACAGACCCAAGAUAGAUGUGUUGAGAGUAUCAACCAGCUUGACCAUCCACAACAGUCUUCAGAUAAGAUCUCCGAGUUCAUGACAGGGCUUGAAUCCCAGUCCCAAGUGAUUCACCAUUUUUUGAAUCUAACCGAACAUGUGGCAACUGCCAAGGACAAUAAUUGGAUCGGGGACGACUUUUUCAUGAUUGACAUCGAGCUGUCAGAGAGUCGUGUCACCAUUUACCAAAAGUUUCGUGGAUGGCUGGCCAGAUACCUAUAUGCCGAGAGAUACUUGAUUUGGGCAGAGACAACAUAUUCUCAGCCCCGCACAAAAUUUUUGGUAUUGAAUGAGAAAGAUUUCGAAAACCGUACGAAAGGAAGGAUCAAAGAAUACUUGACAACAAUCAACCGGAACGACGAGAAAAAUCAUAGGGCGAUAAAGUAUGGCGUGAAGUAUCACUCAUUUGGGGAGAUUUACGGAAGCCACGAUGUCUGCGCGAUCCUCAGCCAAGUAUUCUCCAAGUUUCGAAACUUGUCUUACCGGCAUUUUCAUUCAUUGGCAGAGGAAAUUCGCAAAUCUUCGAAAUGGUCGAGUCUUGCUAGAGAAAAGGCCAACUGGUUAUCCACGUGCCUGUCAAUUUACAGCCAACAACGUGUGGAAUAUGAGCAAAAGAAUGGUCGAAAACAUUCUUUACCGACCGAGGAAUUGCCUGUGCAGGGCCAGCGCAAACGUACACGAGCUUCUUCAUCCACGGUCAACGCCGAGGCUAGUGCUACAGCAGAUGCCACUGCUAAUGCGAGCCCUGACAAUGCUCCAAUAAAUCAACCUGCACACGAGAAUAUCAACCCAGUCCGGAGCCUAGACGAAGAACCGGUCACCCCUCCUAUCGGAGACUACGACCCUUCCCAAGAUCUUAACUCGACUCCAGAUUUCGAUCCUUUCCAAGAUUUCAACCUAACUACAGAUUUCGAUCCUUUCCAAGAUUUCCACUUAAUCAACACUUCCCAAGGCUUUGAUGUUCUCUAA
Penicillium brevicompactum is the source of this 1341-nucleotide messenger RNA. RefSeq lists its product as uncharacterized. The record is from RefSeq and is a predicted model, not a curated record. The transcript has 2 exons. NCBI's taxonomy places the organism in Eukaryota, Fungi, Ascomycota, Eurotiomycetes, Eurotiales, Aspergillaceae. The coding region runs from base 1 to 1341 and encodes 446 amino acids.